GGAGUAGCUGUAGAAUUACAUGUUGUAGCUAUUCGUAUUUUUUCAAUUUAUAUAACAACUGCAUCAUUAUUAAGAACAUAUAAACAAACUAUUGCCACUCCAAUUAAUAUACAAUAUGAAGAAAUGAAUCUUGAUGAAAAUACAGAAGAAGACGCAGAAGAGGAGAUUCAGGUGGAUAUUAAUCAAUUAGAAAUUGUUACCUCU
Racocetra fulgida is the source of this 204-nucleotide messenger RNA. The record is from the annotation of a GenBank genome assembly. Lineage: Eukaryota; Fungi; Glomeromycota; Glomeromycetes; Diversisporales; Gigasporaceae.